AUGGUCUCCGGCACCCCCGCAUCCGCUGACAUCUGGGCCGCCUCCGACGCCUACCACACGCGCUUCCUCCUCGGUGGGCCCGACCCCGCGCUCGACUUCGCGCUCUCCAACUCGGCCAAGAACGACCUCCCGGACAUCGCCGUCUCCCCCGCGCAGGGCAAGCUCCUCAACCUCCUCGCGCGCUCCCUCCACGCGAAGCGCAUUGUCGAGGUCGGCACCCUCGGCGGGUACUCGACGAUCUGGCUCGCGCGCGCCGUGGGCGAGGGCGGGAAGGUGGUGACCUUCGAGCUGGAGGAGAAGCACGCGAGGGUGGCGAGGGAGAAUCUGGCGAACGCGGGUGUUGGGGAGCGCGUGGAGGUCGUGGUGGGGCCGGCGGCGGAGUCGUUGGCGAAGACGGCGGGCGACGGGACGUUCGACUUUGCGUUCAUCGACGCGGACAAGCAGUCGAACGUGACGUAUGUGAAGGAGUGCAAGCGGUUGGUGAAGAGUGGGGGUGUGAUUAUCGUCGACAACGUCGUGCGCAAUGGGCAGGUCAUUGACGAGGCGAACGAUCAUCCGUCCAAUGUGGGUGUGCGGGAGCUCCUGAAGUACUUGCAGGCGGACACGGAGACCGAGGCGACGACGGUGCCGACGGCGGAUAGCAAGGGAUUCGACGGGUGGAUUCUAACGCUCUCACACAAACCAGAUCCUCUGCGAAACACGGUCAACUCAACCAUGGAGCCGGAGGAGAGAGCAAGGACGAAGAAGCGCCGCAUGCGCGGCGCAUGCGAUAACUGCAAAAAGAGGAAGAGCGACAGUAGCAAGAUGCCGAAUAACCAAUGCUCGACAUGUACACAACUGAAGGUUGAGUGUACGCACGCAGAGAUGACCAAGAGUCUUGGUUCUGCCAAAUCCUAUGUCGAAACACUUGAGCGACGCCUCAAGGUCCUAGAGAGGCUGUUCAGGAAGUACCUCCCCGGCCUCGACCUCAACCACGAAGUCGACAAAGCUAUCGCCAUCGAGGAUGACGAAUCCGAGGACGAGACGCUCCUCCGCAACGACGACGACUCGCCCGAGGCGCGGCUCGUCAGCAAGCUCGACAAGCUGCAGCUCGCGCCGGAUGAAAGGGUGUUCUUUGGGAAGAGCUCGUCGGUGAUGCUCAUCAAAGCCGCCCUCGACAUCAAGCACCAGUACCACAUCCAGUCCGGCGCCGAGCCGCCCGAUUCGGCUUACGCGCGGCCCAAGAUCAGGUCCGAGUUCUUGUAUCCGCGGACGUGGCAGCUCCGUGCCCAAGACGCCACGGGUUCGACCCUCGGCACGGGCACCCUGGGCCUCAGUUUUCGCUUCCCAGAGGCCGACUUGUUGGACAAGCUCGUUGAGUUGUACUUCGAGCAUGUAAAUCUGUAUUUUCCGUUGUUGCAUCGGCCGACCUUCAUACGCCUAAUUGAGGAAGGGACGUACCUGCGGGAUCGACAUUUCGCGUAUGUGUUACUGCUGGUCCUCGGCCUGGGCUCCCGCUACUCCGACGACCCGCGCGUCCUCGUCGACGGCACCGCCGACCUGCACAGCGCGGGGUGGAAGUACGUUAGCCAGGUCACGCAGAUCCGGCCCGCGAUGGCUGUCAGACCGUCUUUGUACGAGGUGCAGGCGUAUUGUCUCCUCACCCUCUGGAUCGACGGCAGCUCGAUGCCGAUGGGGACAUGGACCGAGAUCGGUGUCGGGUUGAGGCGCGCGAUGGAGGUGGGCGCACAUCGAAGGAAACAUGGGAAGCCGACGAGGCAGUUGGAGUUGUGGAAGCGGGCGUUUUGGGUCCUGCUAUGUCAGGAUGUGUACCUAAGCGCUCUGUACGGCCAAAGCGUAACAUUAUCGACCGACAUGUACGACCAGGACCUGUGCGUGCCCGUUGACGAUGAGUACUGGGAGACUGGGAACCCGGAAACUUGCUUCGUGCAGCCGGAAGGGAAGCCCUCGAAGGUCGAAUACUUCAACGAAUACAUCAAGUUGAUGGAGAUCUAUUUGACCGCUAUGCGGUCUAUUUACUAUACCCGUAAACCUAUCCUCACCACCGCCUGUCCGACAGACCAGCAGACUGUCACCAUGCUUGACUCUGCGCUCAAUUCCUGGUCAAACGGGUUACCACCACAUUUAAAGUGGAACCCGAAAGAGAAGGACCGAAUCACCUUCGAGCACGCCGCCUGCCUCUACACCACCUACCUCCACCUCCAGAUCUUCGUCCACAAGCCCUUCAUCACGCCCCUCAACGCGCGCUCCAAGCUCAACUUCCCCUCCCUCGCGAUCUGCACCUCCGCCGCGCGCGCCUGCGCCCGUGUCAUGGACGCGCGCAGCCAGCGCGACGCGGUCGCGCUCCCGCAGUUCCACAUCCCCGUCGCGAUCGCCGGCUUCAUCCUCGUGCUCAACCUCUGGACGGGCAAGCACGCGAGCCUGCAGCCGAACCCGCGGGACCUGGACGACGUGUACAAGUGCAUGCGCAUGCUGCGCGCGUGCGAGGAGCGGUGGCACAGCGCGGGGAGGCAGUAUGAUUGUUUGCGGCACCUGGCGAACGCGGCGGAGGUCGGGAUGCCGACGUGGGAGGUGUAUGAGAAUGCGAGCAAGAAGCGGAAGAGGGUGGGUGAGGAGGGGGCGUCGCAGGACGGGUCGCCGGCAACGACGAAUAGCUCGUUGGAGGUGGUGACGCCGCAGACGACGAGUGCGCUGCAGGCGGCGGCGACUGUGGCAGGGCCCGUGGCGAGCCCGGAGCCACCAAACAUCGCGGAUAGCGCGGGAAUGCUCGACUUCGGCAUGAACUACAAUCAGCCGUUCCCGGCCGACGCGUCCUCCCUAGACGGGUUAUCGGGAUCCACUUUCUCCACGGCGACGCUUUCAUCUGUGCCGCAGUCACAAUUCGGAGGCGAUGCGUUGGCGGGCAUCGACUUUGGACUGGGCUCGAAUUCCCACUCGUUGUCCUCAAAUUCGUUGUCAUCGGGCCUUGACAGCCUAGCGGGAAGUGUCAAUGGCGCCAGCCCGGACGGCGCAGCGGCGUUGCAGGGGGAUGCAGGGUCGUCAUCUCUCGGACUCGCUCCCUACGAUAACUUCCAGUUCAGCUUUAACAUGCCGGCGCCUCCAGGGUUGAACAUGCUCAUGUGGAAUUCCAUGUCGCUUGAGAUGGGCAACGAGGAUAGCUGGACGCAACUGCUUACAGGGUUGCAGAGUUUGACGCCCGUCAGACGAGGGGACGACGAAAGCGCUUCGCUUCGUACGCCUUGGGUCGCAACGCUUACCCUUGCGUGA
Messenger RNA from Schizophyllum commune H4-8, 3267 nucleotides. RefSeq lists its product as uncharacterized. The transcript has 20 exons. The coding region runs from base 1 to 3267 and encodes 1088 amino acids. Gene Ontology annotation, molecular function: DNA binding; zinc ion binding; DNA-binding transcription factor activity, RNA polymerase II-specific. Lineage: Eukaryota; Fungi; Basidiomycota; Agaricomycetes; Agaricales; Schizophyllaceae. The record is from RefSeq and is a predicted model, not a curated record. Gene Ontology annotation, biological process: DNA-templated transcription; regulation of DNA-templated transcription.